ACAUACACGGUCAACUGUCUUUUGAACGGAUCAUAAUGAGGAUUGAGUUUGUUCUGCAGCUGGGCUUCUACAGCCUGUGUCUAACUCUGACACUGCUUGAAGGAGGAAAAGCAGAGAUACUUCCUGAACCAUCUACUAUAAAUUGUGUAUGGAGCUCCUGGUCACAGUGGAGUUCUUGUGAUCCUUGCACAAAACAAAAAAGACGUUCUCGAGGCAUAGAAGUGUUUGGUCAGUUUAAAGGUGAUGCUUGUAAAGGAUCGAUUGGUGAGAGGCAGAAAUGCGUAACGACUGAUGUAUGUUUUACACCAACUGUCCAUCCUUGCAAAGACACAGAAUUCCAGUGUGGCUCAGGAGCAUGCAUUAAAAAGAGAUUACAGUGCAAUGGUGACUUGGAAUGUGAAGAUCAAACUGAUGAAGAUGAUUGUGAUAUUGUGCAUAGCCCUUGUGGUACAAAAAUACUUGAAAACAAUGAGCAAGGCAGAACAGCAGGAUAUGGAGUCAACAUCUUGGGUUCAGAUCCUCGAAUGAACCCUUUCAACAAUGAUUAUUUCAAUGGGAUGUGUGCUAAAGUGAGGAAUCCAACCACGAAGGAGUAUGACAGGCUUCCCUGGAAUGUUGGUGUUCUCAAUUAUGAGACUCUGGUGGAAGAAACUGUUUCCAAAGAAAUCUAUGAGGACACACACAGCAUCCUGAAGGAACUGAUGUCAGAUACAACUUUUAGCAUUGAUGGCGGAUUCUCUGCAAAAUUUAGGCCAAGCGAGCAGUCUAUGUCCAAUUUUUCUGGCGGGGUUGAUGCAAGUCUUGGAUAUUCAAGAAAAGACAUCAUUAAGAACAUCACAGAAUACAUCACCAUUAAGAACAAGAGCUUCAUGCGGAUAAAGGGCAGAGUACAGCUGAGCACCUACAGGCUGCGCUCCCGUGAUCUCCAUAUUGCUGACGAAUUUGUGGCUCAUGUCCAAUCUUUGCCUUUGGUGUAUGAGAAGGGUAUUUAUUUUGCUUUCUUGGAGGACUAUGGAACACACUACACCAAAAAUGGGAAGUCUGGCGGGGAAUAUGAACUUGUCUAUGUUUUAAAUCAGGACACCAUCAAAACGAAAAAGUUUACAGGGAGAGAAAUUCAAAACUGUUUCAAAGCUCAAAUCUCAGCAGACUUCGCUGGAUCGUCAAUAAGUGGAGAUGCAAGAAUAAAGCCUGAUUGGUGUAAUACUAAAUCAAAUAAUAAAACAGAUACCAAGGAAGGAAAAGCAAUGGUGGAUCAGGUGAUGACAUCAGUUAGAGGAGGAUCUAUAAAUGCUGCCAUUGUUAUGCGUGCAACGCUGAAUAAGGAGGGGGUGAUGAAUUUAGAUGCAUACAGGGAAUGGGCACGGUCCAUUGCCGAAGAACCUGCAUUAAUCAGCAGUGAGCCAGAGCCAAUCUACAAUAUAAUUCCAGUGGACAUUCCAGAUGCAAACGCCAGGAUAGCAAACAUCAAGAUGGCCAUACAAGAUUAUACGGCUGAAUACAGCAUAUGCAAGUGUAAACCUUGUAAGAAUGGAGGCACUGUCGCUCUGCUGGAUGGAGAGUGUAUAUGUUUGUGCCAUCCUCUGUUCGAAGGCUUGGCUUGCCAGAACUUUAAGAGUGAUAAAGCCUCAGAACAAGGUAAAGAAAGACCUGCUGUUGUUCAAGAGGGUAACUGGGCCUGCUGGUCGGCCUGGUCCAACUGUAGUGGAGGGAAACAAAGCAGGUCACGCAGCUGCAAAACAGACGGGCUUGUUGGAGCUUCAUGCAGAGGAGAAACUACAAGUGAAGAAUACUACAUGAAGGGUCGACAGCCUUUUCAAAGGAUCAUCAUGAGACUUAAAGUCGUUCUGCAGCUGGGCUUCUACAGCCUGUGUCUAACUCUGGCACUUCUUGAAGGAGGAAAAGCACAAAUUCUUCCUGAACCAACAGCUGUAAAUUGUGAAUGGAGGGACUGGUCGGAGUGGAGUUCCUGUGAUCCGUGCAGCAAAACCAAAAGACGUUCUCGAGGCAUAAAAUGGUUUGGCCAGUUUGAUGGUAAUGAAUGUCAAGGAUCAAUUGGUGACGUGCAGCCUUGUUUGACUACUGAAAGUUGUUCUUCAACUCCCAUUACUUGCAAAGAAACAGAGUUCCAAUGCGACUCAGGAGUUUGCAUCGAUAUGAACUUAAAGUGCAAUGGCGAUUUUGACUGUAGAGAUGGAACCGAUGAAGACCCGUGUGGGAUUAUUAGAGAAGCCUGUGGCACAGAAACGAUUGAUCCUGUUUCAGAAGGCAGUGCAUUAGCAUUUGGGUUCAACAUCUUAGGUAGCGAAUCUCGAAUGACCAUUUUCUACAAUAAUGCUAUCAAUCAGACAUGCAAUAAAGUAUGGAAUCCAACCAAAGGGAAGGAACAAAACCUUCCUUGGAAUAUAGAAUUAUUGAAGUAUGAGACUCUAAAGGAGGAAACCUUCUCCAGAGAUCUCUAUGAGGAUGCCUACACCCUCUUGAAGGAAUUGUUACAAGAGAUCAAUGCAAAUGUUGAUGGUGGGAUUUCCAUUAAAUUUGCCUCACAUCAGGUGUUUUUUGGAGCUAUCGAACAGAGGAAACAAACCAUUAAUGUUAUGGCAAAGUACACCACUAUUAAGAACAAGAGCUUUAUGAGGUUAAAGGUCAGAGUCCAGAAGGGCACUUUGAAGAUGCGCACCCAUGAGCCCCGUCUUACUUUUAAUUUCCUAGAACAUGUCAGAUCUUUGCCUUUAACAUAUGAGAAAGGUAUUUAUUUUGCCUUCUUGGAGGAAUUUGGAACUCAUUAUGGCAAAAGUGGGACAUUUGGUGGCCAUUAUGAUCUGAUCUAUGUUCUAAAUCAGGACAUCAUCAAAGAGAAAAAUCUGACAGCAAGAGACAUUGAAAACUGUGUCAAAACCAGCAUGAAAGGAGGAGGUUCAGACGUGAGGCCUGAGUGGUGUAUUACUACACCAUCUAACACAGAUACUAAAAAUGGAAAAUCACUGGUGGAGGAAGUGAUAAUAGAGGUCAUGGGAGGAUCUUCACUUUCUCUUAUUUUUACAAAGACAAAGCUGAAAAGUAUGGGAGUGAUGGAUCAAGAUACAUAUAAUGAAUGGGUUUACGAUUCCUUAUCCAGCUACGAUGUAGCACUCAGCCGUGAGCUAGACCCAAUCUACAAUAUAAUUCCAGUGGGCAUUCCAGAUGCAACAACCAUAAAAUCAAACAUCAAGAUGGCCAUACAAGAUUAUAUGGCUGAAUACAACGUGUGCAAGUGUAAACCUUGUCAGAAUGGAGGCACAGUCGCUCUGCUGAACGGAAAGUGUGUAUGUUUGUGCCAUCCUCUGUUCGAAGGCUUGGCUUGCCAGAACUUUAGGACUGAUAAAGCUUUACAAGGUGAACAAAGACCUGCUGUUGUUCCAGAGGGUAACUGGGCCUGCUGGUCGGCCUGGUCCAACUGUAGUGGAGGGAAACAAAGCAGGUCACGCAGCUGCAAAACAGACGGGCUUGUUGGAGCUUCAUGCAGAGGAGAUACUACAAGUGAAGAAUACUGCUAAGCAAACAGAUGACCAUCAUACUAAUAUGAUGUUGUUCUCUUUGUUGUCACUCUGAUAUCAAUCUCCUGAAAUUAAAUAAAACAAUCAGCUGUG
This is a messenger RNA of Melanotaenia boesemani (Boeseman's rainbowfish), 3629 nucleotides long. RefSeq names its product complement component C9-like. Gene Ontology annotation, cellular component: membrane attack complex. Gene Ontology annotation, biological process: immune response. Gene Ontology annotation, molecular function: protein binding. The record is from RefSeq and is a predicted model, not a curated record. NCBI's taxonomy places the organism in Eukaryota, Metazoa, Chordata, Actinopteri, Atheriniformes, Melanotaeniidae. Bases 36 to 3536 code for a protein of 1166 amino acids. The transcript is spliced from 22 exons.